UCCCUAACAAUAAAUGUUUUUUCAUAAAAGAUGUAGCAACGUCUGGAACAAAAUGGCGGAAAAAUCCGGGAAAAUGUCGGAUGAACCUGAAGACAAGAUGGUGGGCGGAUCUGACAAUAUGGCGGAACGUUCUGAGUGGAAAACAGAAGUUGAAUGGCAGGAGGGUUCGGAGAAUGAUUUCAAGGAUUUUAAGGAGAUAAUGCAGAAUGCUAAAAAGAGCUCUGGACAUUCUCCUUCCUCAGGAGGUUCUCCCUCCUCCAAUUCUUCAGGAGAGGAGGAAGAAAAGAAUGGAGAAAAGCAGGAGAAAGUUAACGGAGAAAUAGAUACCAACGAUAAAGGAGAAAGGGAGAAGGGAAAAGGAGAAGAAGAAAAUGAUAUGAAACUGUUAGCGGAAAAGAUGGAGGGAAAAGAAGAUAAUCUGGAAGAAGACGACAUAGAGGAAAUCGGAAGAAAGUUUGAAGAGUAUAACAAGUUCAUUGAUACAGAAACAGAAGAUGAAGAUAACCCAGACGAGGAUUUGGAUCCUGGUUCAGAUAAACCUGAAGUAAGAAUACUGUGGGCUGCUCAGCAUAAUAAACUAGAAUUAGUUCAGGAGAUGUUAGAAAACAAACCAGGAUUAGUGGGGGCACGUGAUGAAGAUUUGUACACACCCCUUCAUAGAGCAGCAUACAGUGGUCAUACAGAGAUGGUACGGCUAUUGCUUGCUAAUGGUGCGGAUCCGCUAGCGCUAACAGAUACUGGAUGGACACCUCUACACAGCGCUGCUAAAUGGAAUAAUGUUGAUAUUGUAGAACUUCUUCUGAAUGCAGGUGUACCUGUUAACACGGUAUCUGAGGGAGGUCUGACUCCUCUUCAUGUUGCGGCAAUGAGCAAAUCUUGUCGAGAAACCAUAGAAUUAUUAUUGAUGCAGCCUGGAGUAGAUCUCACGCUAGCCAGUAAUCAGGGUGACACUGCUGCAGAAAUAGCCUUUAGGAAUGGUCCUUUGGGUCCUCUGUUCCAGGCUUGCUGGCCUCAAUCCACAUUCAGAUAUAGAACACAACAUUAAACAUUAAGAAUCUUUGCUAAA
This is a messenger RNA of Eurytemora carolleeae, 1066 nucleotides long. Its product is annotated as ankyrin repeat domain-containing protein 49. Lineage: Eukaryota; Metazoa; Arthropoda; Copepoda; Calanoida; Temoridae. Gene Ontology annotation, molecular function: protein binding. The transcript is spliced from 11 exons. The record is from RefSeq and is a predicted model, not a curated record. The coding region runs from base 14 to 1045 and encodes 343 amino acids.